AUGUGCUUUCGACUCGUUUCUGCACUGCGGGAGGGCGCGGGCGCGGGCUGUCGAGCGUCGAUAUACGAUAGUAGAGAGCGCCCAAGCUAUAGGAUUCGCGCACGGCGGCGGCAGCUGUGUCUCUGGGGCGAGCGCCGAGCUGUGUGCAGUGUGUUUUUGCGGAGCCUCUCGCCGAUUGUAUUGUAUUUCCACGACUGCGUCUAA
Molecule: messenger RNA, 204 nt
Organism: Heterobasidion irregulare TC 32-1
Lineage: Eukaryota; Fungi; Basidiomycota; Agaricomycetes; Russulales; Bondarzewiaceae
Exons: 1
Coding region: 1-204 (67 amino acids)
Source: RefSeq, a predicted model, not a curated record